ACAGAGCUGGGAGGAAUGGCCAACACCCCAGAGUGCUGUGCAGCCCUUCAGAAGGACCUCAGCAGUUUGGACAGACGGGCAGAGAAGAACCAUCUGAUAUUCAGCAAAGGCAAAUGCAGGGUCCUGCACCUGGGGAGACACAACCCCAGACUGUGCAGAAUGUCAUCUGAUGAGGAGAAAAGCACAAGUCCAGUUUUGCCAAAUGACUUUGUUCAGGACAGUCCUGUUUCUUCAGAUCCUCAGAUUUGUCACUGGAUGCUGUCUGUUGACACUUACUGUUGGCGCAUAAGCGAUGAAUAUGAAGAGCUGUUUCGUUAUACUGUAGUGACUCCGAAGUUUGAGCAGUGUGUCUCGAAGUUACCAGAGCCUGCAUCAGAGCAGAGACUGCCUGACAGAGUUUCAAGAGUAACAGAUGAUACCGAUCACCAUAAGACUCCAGUCUUGACAUCAGUGAAACAGGCUGGUAUGGAACAACCUGCUUUUUCAGAAGCAACUUCUUUUCAAGGAUCCACACAUGGUCCAAGAGAAGUCAGCAAAACCAUAGUGACCGAAUUAACUUUACCAGAUGAAAAAGUCACUCAAAUAGAAAAUAUUCUUGAUCUCUGGAGUGGAAGUCUUAAGACAAAUAUUCUGACUGAACUGAAAAACUGGAAACUUGAUUUGAUUCAACAGCACAAGCUUCAAAUGAAACAAGAGAAAGAGAAACAUGCCGCACAUUUGAAACAACUGCAGAAUGAGAUGGAAAACUUAAAGGAGUUGCUUCAUACUUACGAAAUCUCUGUUAGGAGGAAAGAUGAGGUAAUUACUAACUUAACCCAAGCAUUAGAAAAGCAAACGGACAGAGUAGAGUUGAUGAGAAAGUUUACACUCUGGAGGAUUCAGCAUGUUAAAGCCAAACAAGAGGAAUAUGCAGUUAGAAUGGCAGAUGCACAUUUCCGUACAGCUUUGAUGAAAAAAGUGUGGGCAGCAUGGCGCUCUCUUAGUGAAGAAAGAUGGAAAGACAAAGUAGCAAAAGCCUGUCAGUUAAGGGCAGAAGAUGUCUGUGUUCAGCUCACCAAUGAUUAUGAAGCCAAAAUUGCAGAGUUAACUGCUGCUUUGGAACAGACAAAAGCUGAGAUUCUGCGACUGCAUAGUGAAAGAGAUCAGUAUGAAGAGACCAUGAAGAAAGCCUUUAUGCGUGGUGUAUGUGCUUUGAAUCUGGAAGCAAUGAGCAUGUUCCAAGGCAAGGACAGUAGGCCGGAGCCUGAUACAGGAAGCAGGAGAAGUGAUAAUGCUACCACUGGUGCAGGAAGGCUACCUCCUUCACAAUAUAGUCAACCUUCACCACCACCUCCACCAACAGCUUCUCUUCACAUGGAAAAUAUGUUUUCUAGCCACCUGGCUCAUGCAAGCACAUCUGAGACUAGACUAGAUUCUGAUUCUCCAAUAAUCAUUGCUAGCACAACAUCAACAUCGGGUCUGACAUCAACUCAAAAACUGCCCACAGCAAAAGUAAUAACAUCUGCACAACAGAAAGCAGGAAGAACAAUCACUGCUCGAAUCACAGGCCGAGCUGAUAUGGGACAAAAAUCCAGAGCUUCUGGGAGUUUAACAGUGAUGGGAGUUGCUCCACCAAUGAGUUCAGUCAUUGUUGAGAAACAUCAUCCAGUCACUCAGCAAACAAUAUCACAAGCCAUUGCUGCUAAAUAUCCUCGAACUGUGCUUCAUUCUUCUGGCUCUACCUCUUCAAGACCUGCAGGACAAGCUGGGCGAGUGCUUCAGGGCCAAACUCAUACCAUUGUUCAGUCAAUAAAAGUUGUUGACUGACUGAC
This is a messenger RNA of Cyanistes caeruleus (blue tit), 1811 nucleotides long. RefSeq names its product POC5 centriolar protein (gene POC5). Gene Ontology annotation, biological process: eye photoreceptor cell development. Lineage: Eukaryota; Metazoa; Chordata; Aves; Passeriformes; Paridae. Gene Ontology annotation, cellular component: photoreceptor connecting cilium. The record is from RefSeq and is a predicted model, not a curated record.